Nasonia vitripennis (jewel wasp) is the source of this 2327-nucleotide messenger RNA. RefSeq names its product ankyrin-3-like. The record is from RefSeq and is a predicted model, not a curated record. Gene Ontology annotation, molecular function: protein binding. Lineage: Eukaryota; Metazoa; Arthropoda; Insecta; Hymenoptera; Pteromalidae. The transcript is spliced from 3 exons. The coding region runs from base 876 to 2252 and encodes 458 amino acids.
CAUUUGAAUUUAAUGUUUCGAUGAAAUUUUGAGGGGCCCCGAUACGAUCUGGGCCUAUAGGGCCCCAUGAAUCCUAAAGACGCCUCUGUAGAGAAUUGUACAGCAGCGCCCUCUAUUAUGUGGAAUUUGCGGUCCUGAGGAAAGGGUGGGAGAUGCGAUGCAAUUGGGUCCGUCGUGGAGGUAGGAUUCCGAACCCUUCAAAAGCUGCGCAGGGACGCCAUCAUAGUUUCAGUGUCUGUUCAGUUGCGAUGCGAAAGCAAAAAUAUCAAAAUGUGGCACGCUUCGAUUGAGGAAGCUAUCAUUACAAAAAAUACGUGUUUUUUCGACAACCUGAUCAGAAGUCUAGGCUUGAGUAAUUUGAAUUAUUAUAUUAUCAGGGACGAAGAAGGCUUUAUUUUACUGCAUGUUGCAGUCAAUUAUCACAACGUCGACCAAAUGGUCAAGUAUUCCCUAGACAAAGGUACGUGUGUGAACAUUGUAUAUUUUCUGUAAGGACAAUGCAAAAUUUACUCUAUCAAAUUUUUAUUGUAUUUACGAAGAAUCCGUUGAAAAUAAUCAACCAAUUAUUAUUUCUUACGGGUCUCGGCAAAUCGGCCGGUUUAACCGUUCUUCAGGUAGCCGUUUAUUUUUACAAGCAUAGCACACUCGAACUCCUCUUAAACUACGGCUUCGAUAUCAACGAUAAGGACGCGUUCGGCUGUACGCCAUUGUUCGUAGCUGGAACCAAGUACAGUACGUUUUAUCGCUCCGCUUUUCCCGAGCCCGGUGUCAUUUUUCAACUGGUCCGCCGAGGCGCCGACAUCAACGCUGCGACAGAGCUAGAUGAUACACCCUUAUUAUGCGCCAUAGUGCAUUAAGCUGAGCUACUUGUACUGAUGUACAUCGGACGCGGUGCAGACGUAGGCCAUCGCGAUAUGAACGGUCACAAUGCGCUGCAUUACGCAGCGAGAAGAGGUCAGUGGAAGACUGUUGAGAUUCUUCUAGACGCGGGUACUGACGUGAACAGCCUCACCGACGAAGGCAGCACAGCUCUGCACUUGGCUGUCGGCAAUUAUUCUAAUGCCGAGACUGUGGAACUUCUUAUAAGACGCGGCGCGAACGUCAAUAUUAAGGAUCACAGGGGUAAAACGCCGAUCUUCAUGGCGAUCGAAGCCGGAAUCGGCGACGACGAAGGCGAGAAUGACCAGGAGGGAGAAUUAGCGGCGCACCGUAUCUAUCACAUAACGCGUAGUCUGCUAGAUGCCGGUGCCGAAGUCAACGCGAUCAGUGAGGCCGGUGAGUCGGCCUUCCAUCGUGCUCUCGUCUACGGCGUCGAUGGCGUAAUCGAGCUGUUCCUCGAACGAGGUGCCGAUAUCCAAUCAAGGAACGCCAACGGAAUUGCAGUCAUGCACGUAGCCGUGGAACAUGCAUCCGAGCGAAUCGUCAAAACGCUCAUAGACAGAGGGCUCACAGCCGAUGUCAGAAACUCGCUCGGGGCUACACCGUUGCACAUUGCUGCGCUAUUCGGCAAGGGGGCGCACGUUGCGCUAUUACUCGCCAGAGGAGCUAAUAUCAAUGCCACCGAGAUCGGAGGCUGCACUCCUCUGCAUUUCGCCACUCAGUUCUCUUGGUGGAACGAGGACAAGGCCAAUAACGGCGUUCACGAACUCCUCCUGCUCAACGGCGCUGACCCUUUGAUCGAAUCGAACAGUGGAGCGAGUCCGUUGGAUGACGCGGUUGCAAUUUCGAACGCCGCGAUGACCAGGUUUUUGCUGCGCCAUCUAGCCUAUCUGGAAGCUUUGGGCAAUACCAAAGCCUCGGAAGUGGCCAUGCGUGGAAUCGGCAAGGACGAACGACGGCUGCAGAUUUACAAAAACCGCCAGCUGGAGAUGGCCCAAAUGAAAGAGACAAAGAUCUUCAGGGAUAUCAGCUAUUUCGACUUGAUUGGCCGUAAUUUGGAGAAAUCGGUACGGGACAUACGGUUCGUCGAAGCUUUCGUGGGCAACCAGACGAUCAGGGAAUUUGACUUUUAUAGACAAAUCUGUAAGAAUUUCGUAAAUGCCUUGUACAGGUACAACCUCGUCGUGAGAACGAGCGAAUAUCUAUCCAAUGCGUUAACCACUGUAACAUAUCCAGUGAUUAAGGGUAUAGUGCAAUAUUUGGAGUUGGAGGAUCUUGAGAGAUUGCAGGACUCGGAAUCCGAGGACGAUGAUAAUAUAUACGAGAACGCCAUGAUGAAUUUUAUGAAAUUGUUAAACCCAGCGUUGGAUUAAUGUAAUUAUUUAUAUUCGUAUUUAUAUCUACAAUUUCUCCGAAAAUAACCUGUGAAUAAAAGAAGUUAUUAUUUA